CGGGCUGCGCCGCCGGCGGAGCACGAGAGGCGGAAGUGCCGCGGGGCCGCCUUCUCCGUCCCGGCUGCGGCCCCUGCCGGUUACAUAACCCGUCGCGCGGGGUGGGGGGGCCCGCAGUUCCACGUCCGGCUUCCCGUCUCCCCCAGGAUGUGCUGAGCCCCGCGACGCCGUCCGCUGCCGCCGGCUCCCGUCCGAGGUGUGAAUGACAGAGGUGGUGCCUUCCAGUGCCCUCAGCGAGGUCAGCCUGCGUCUCCUCUGCCACGAUGACAUAGACACUGUGAAGCACCUGUGUGGCGACUGGUUCCCCAUUGAGUACCCAGACUCAUGGUAUCGUGAUAUCACAUCCAACAAGAAGUUCUUCUCUCUUGCUGCAACCUACAGAGGUGCCAUCGUGGGAAUGAUAGUAGCUGAAAUAAAGAAUAGGACCAAAAUACAUAAAGAGGAUGGAGAUAUUCUAGCCUCCAGCUUCUCUGUGGAUACACAAGUUGCAUACAUUCUAAGUCUGGGAGUGGUGAAAGAAUUCAGAAAGCACGGCAUAGGUUCCCUUUUACUAGAAAGUUUAAAGGAUCAUAUUUCAACCACUGCCCAGGACCACUGCAAAGCCAUCUACCUGCAUGUCCUCACCACCAACAACACAGCAAUAAACUUCUAUGAAAACAGAGACUUUAAGCAGCAUCACUAUCUGCCCUACUACUACUCCAUUCGAGGGGUCCUCAAAGAUGGCUUCACCUAUGUCCUCUACAUCAAUGGCGGCCACCCUCCCUGGACCAUCUUAGACUAUAUCCAGCACCUGGGCUCAGCACUAGCCAACCUGAGUCCCUGCUCCAUCCCACACAGAAUCUACCGCCAGGCCCACAGCCUGCUCUGCAGCUUUCUGCCAUGGUCCAGCAUCUCCACCAAAGGUGGCAUCGAAUACAGCCGUACCAUGUGAUGCCAUUGGGGCAGCCUCCCCCAGGCCUCUGUCCUCAGCACUUUGUGGAGCCUAUUUUCCUGUCUGUCUGACUUCUGCUGUCUUUGCAAGGAGCUGGUAGCCACCUGCCGGCCCAUCAGCCUGCCCC
Messenger RNA from Chionomys nivalis (European snow vole), 1058 nucleotides. RefSeq names its product N-alpha-acetyltransferase 60, NatF catalytic subunit (gene Naa60). Gene Ontology annotation, cellular component: Golgi membrane. Gene Ontology annotation, biological process: N-terminal peptidyl-methionine acetylation. Gene Ontology annotation, molecular function: histone acetyltransferase activity; protein-N-terminal amino-acid acetyltransferase activity. The transcript has 6 exons. The coding region runs from base 203 to 931 and encodes 242 amino acids. NCBI's taxonomy places the organism in Eukaryota, Metazoa, Chordata, Mammalia, Rodentia, Cricetidae. The record is from RefSeq and is a predicted model, not a curated record.